AUGACUCGGUUCGCGGCGUGCGUCCUUGCAGCCGUGCUUUUUGCAGCGGGGCCCUCCUCAGCACUUCCAACUCCCAUAGGAGAUCCUUUCCGCCGCCUGGGUGAGAUGGAGACUUACCAAACAGGCGGAGAGGGCCCCUCCCCCAACCCCACCCCCAGUCCUCCAGCUGAGGGCAGCUCCUCCAGCACCUCCACUGCAGCACCUGAUACAGCCCAACAAUGGUUCGAGGGAUUUAACAGGGCGGUGCAGAAGCAGUUGCAGCUGCAGGAGAGCCUCAUGCGGCAGUUGAUGGAGGAUAUUCAACAGUACCUCAGCGAAGCACUUGGCUGGAACGAGAACGGGUCCUCUGCUUUAGAAAGGGUGAAUGCGAUGCUAGAGAUGAUCAGCAGCCGCAUGGCUAUCACUCGUGAGGCAGCAACAGAGAUGGCAAUUGGUUCAUCAGAGACAGAGGAGCAGGCUGCAAGGGAAGCCACUCAAAAGUUCAUGAGGGAAGUGAGAGUGCAAGAUAUCGUCGUGGACGCCCUAUGGGCUUCUCUCCGGGCUGUACAGACAUCCACCUGGAUGAGCGGCAUCACAGGACAAGUGGAGGAGAGCGAUGUAUUCAAUGCAGCGAAUCGGGCAGCAGAGGAGUUCUUAGUUCGGAUGUACCACAAUCUCAGAGCUGCAGGCAUAGCGGAAGAAGAUAUCGUGAAGUACGUACCUAAAAAUGCUAUUGAAGAAACGACAAGCAGCCCCACACGCAACAUGGGCAGAAAAAGCAGAGGCUACUAUCACUACAACUACGGCUAUAACUACGGUUAUCGAUAUCCCCACUACAGCUACUACUACACACACCCGCAGCCUUUCUACAGCUAUCCUGUAGCGGCGUAUCCUAGAUACAUGCACAACUACAGCUGGGGCUACCCUGUGUACACCCCUUCCGACUGGGGUAGUGCUCCAUGCUUUAGCAGCAGCUGCAACGACUGCGGCAGGGGCCCCCAACCCGAGCCCCUAGUACAUGAACAUGAGAUGUUUCACCGUGCUUUAGGCGAGGAAGACCCCACGAUGAUGGGGGCACAUGGGGCCCCAAACCCUUAUGUCUACGGCACGCCGAUGAUGCAAGAUGCCUACGGCACCGGCCCUGCUAUGAGUGCGCAAGGCUACAACAACGGCUACCCAAACUACGGUUACUACCCAUCUUCUAUGAACCCACGUUUUAACGCCGCCACUACCGCUGCUACAGGAAACAUGAACUACUCACAACAAAGCCCUGCCGCACCCAUGGGGCGCAUGGGCUCCCUCGGCUCUCCUUAUGGAUAUACUGUCACCCCAAACAGCAGAUACCGACCAUCAACUUUUCCAGUGCGCAACCUUGGCAUGUGGGAGGGUCCUGAGCCCAUGAUGGAGUUCAUGCCUUUUGGAGCCGUCGAACCGUGA
Molecule: messenger RNA, 1416 nt
Organism: Eimeria maxima
Lineage: Eukaryota; Apicomplexa; Conoidasida; Eucoccidiorida; Eimeriidae
Product: 56 kDa gametocyte antigen, related
Exons: 1
Coding region: 1-1416 (471 amino acids)
Source: RefSeq, a predicted model, not a curated record